Molecule: messenger RNA, 479 nt
Organism: Pyrus x bretschneideri (Chinese white pear)
Lineage: Eukaryota; Viridiplantae; Streptophyta; Magnoliopsida; Rosales; Rosaceae
Exons: 1
Coding region: 1-288 (95 amino acids)
Source: RefSeq, a predicted model, not a curated record
AUGGGUCUGCUCUCGUGGUGGAAAGGGAAUGAACCCAAAGCCGAAACCAAGACCAGCCAGGAUCCGAAACCGACCGAGGCUGCUCCGGGCAUGAACGGCGCCGUUGAGGUGCCUCGACCACUCGCCGCCGCCAACAUCACCGUGUUCGAGUUCGGGUCAGUGGCGGCUUCAGCCGAUAAGGUCACGCUCGCCGGGUACUGCCCUGUCUCCGAAGACCUGGAGCCAUGCCGCUGGGAGAUCCUCCCUGCCAAUGGCUCGGAAGCGCCCCAGUUUCGAGUGGUCUUCUAAGCACUCACCCUGUGUCUGGGAGUGUGAAUUUAUGGAUUCACAGUGUAGUUUCUAAACAAUCCAAGUUUUAUACAUUUUGCUUUGUGAUUUUCAAGUUUUGAUUUUUAAUUUGAAUGUUGUGCUGAAUAGUGUCUGGUUUAUUCGUGUGUUGUAGAAAUUCACUUUUGCAUGGAAGAUCUGGUUAAUGAUUA